Molecule: messenger RNA, 34841 nt
Organism: Xyrichtys novacula (pearly razorfish)
Lineage: Eukaryota; Metazoa; Chordata; Actinopteri; Labriformes; Labridae
Source: the annotation of a GenBank genome assembly
UGUCCUUAAAAUUUAAUGAAUAUAUUUAUUAGCCCAUUUGAUACAGUAGAUGUUUUUGGAAACUGAUAAACUACAAGAGGACAUUUCUAUCAUUUAUCCGACUGUAUUAAGGUGUUUUUUUUUUUUCAGUUAUUUGUUAAUAACCUGCAUAAUAACCUGCAGUUUGAACGUAGCCUCAAUGUCUAACCUGUGUUACUAACCUUCACAGACUCCAUGAAAUGAUGCCCAUCUCCUAAAUAUUUGGUCACAUGAUCAAUGAGGAGGUGGCUCAACUUACCCCACUCUCCCCUAUUGUUUAAAACUGAGAAUGCAGCAUUUAAGAUUCCUAGUUCUUCAUUGAAAGGACAACUGGACUUACUUGAGACGUUUCGCCUUAGGCGAAAGAGUGUUAGAUUUUUGAUCCGUCAGACCUCAGGACAGUUUACGGACAAGUGAUAUUAAGACCAUGCGGUGACUCCAACUACAGGGUAGAUACCCAGGACAUGGACUCUAGUGAUCCCCAGAGCAUCAGGACUAAUUCCAAUUUACCCUUUGGCUCAACUUACCCCAGUCUCCCCUAUUUUAUCUACUCUGAUGUAUUGGAGUGAUUGAUUGGUUACUGUGAAGACAGAUGUGGGGAUAAAUAUUUCCUCUCAGGGCGUUGACUUCAUCAUGAUGUUAAAAUUCUGUCAUUUUUAUUGAGCAUAAAUAAUAAAAAUGAGGAGUCCAGUGUGACAGAUCAGCAGCCUGUAGUGACAUACGGAUGCCCGUGUGGCCACACUAAUUAUUGUCAGCGGCUGGGAGUGAUAUGGACUCGCAGAGAAAUGCAACGUCCUGCCCUUCUACAUCUUGACUAGUAGGAGUCAUGAACCGCUGCAAGGUGACGCGUCCUCUGAUUUCCAGCGAAACUUCACUCUAAUCACGCCGUCUUCUUCUUCAUUAAUCACCAUCCGAUCCUCCGUCAAAACUGCACCAAACACCGCGGAUCGGGACCGUCUUGCGCAGUGGUUACGGCGGGGAGAGCAAGCGGUGGCGGCGGCGGCCACUCCGGGGAAUGUCGGCUGGCCGUCAGUCCUGACAUCGGCCUCUUGUGAUCUCAGACGAGCAGGUAGAGUACGGAGCUUUUCCCCCCCAAACACUGACACUGCCCGAGCAUGCUAGCUGUCCGCUUCUUCUUCCUCAUCUCGUCUUCCUCAUGUGUGGGCUCGGGGAACUUUCUCCUCGUUUUUUAUCAAGUCCUUUACAGUCGCUUACGAGCCAAUAACAAAGUUCAAAUCCCGUUAGCUAGCAUUGGGUCGCUUGCAGAUGUGAGCUACGGCACAGCGUCAGUUUACAGGAGGCUAGCGGAGGAGACAUGAAUUAGCAUGCUAAGUUAGCCCGUGGACCGGUGUUCUGUCGGAGAUUGCACCCCUGCUGUAUGCACCCCCGCUGACGGGAGCGCGGUAUAACAAGGCGAAAUAAUCAAAGUUUUCCUUAAUAUUAGAUGGAUUUAAAAGUGUUUAUUUUUAAUGAUUUAAUUCAGGAUACUCAGAUAAACCGAAAACAACACGAAAAAACAGCUUAAUGUAUAGUUUAAUACACCUCUAUAUGUCGAUUUUUGAGACACAUAAAAACAGAGCGAAACUUUCCUUCUCUAUUUGACAUGUUGUCACGAUCCAAUACUCCUAUUUUGUCUCAAUUUUAAGAUCAAUUUCUCCCACUUUAAGAAGCUAAUGAGUGGACGGGAUGCAGGGGGUGCCUUCUCUGGCAGGGGUGCAUUCUUCGUCACAACACCCCUGUCUGUCUCCUGGAGUACCGGGGUUCACACCAGGGGCAUGUGUCCUUAAAUUCUCCUGACAACAACAAUGCGGUGCUUGCUCAACUUUACGUUUUCCUCCUCCACGGUCCACAGAUGCGAGUGUUCCCCUUCCAGAUGUGUUAUUGACCCGGAUUAUUAGCCUGUCAGCGGGCUAAUCUGUCAGAGUCAGCCUCGGUCGGCUCGACUCUUUGGAUGGUUAUUUUUGUGCUAAGCAGCUAAAACCGCGUUCAGGAGGUGACAGACUGCGUAACCAUACCUGUCACUUCAUCCCAGACUCAGCGUGGGCAUGUGGAGAGAAACAUGCAGCUGCUGAACACUGUCUGACUCUAAACUCACUCACUACACUGGAUUUAAUCUGUUUCAACCUGUUAAUGUAAUACAAGGAAAUUUUUAACCCUAAAAUUAGGAACACCAUCACUAUAGCACAGUGAUUUUUAUAGGGGAGACUGGGGUAAGUUGAUCCACCCCCUGUUGCUUAGAAAUGGUCAAAGAAAUUGAUCAUGUGACCAAAUAUUUAGGAGAUAGGCAUCAAUUCAUGGUGUCUGUGAAGGUUAGAAGCACAUGGGUGAAGAGGUUAGACAUUUAUUUAAAAAAUAUAUAUUUUUCACUCUUUCACUCUGGGGCUGGGCGAUAAAAUGAUAACAAUAUAUAUCGAAAAUUAAUUUCCCUCAAUAUUAAUAUCAAACAUAGUCGCUAUCCUUUUCGUUAGUUGUUAUCCUGUCAUAUUUUGGUAGACUAUAUGAAUAGCCAAUGAAAAGGGGAGUUGCCCCAGGUCCGCUUCGCACUGAACCAAUCAUGUGCACAAAAAGAACGAGUGCUACCCCAGACAGAAAUGAUGAUGAUGAUGAAGGCUCAACAGAUGACGACAUCCUCGACAACACUGGCGAUGGUGUGGAGGUAUUUUGUUUUUUUGAGGAACCCAUGGCACCUGUGCAGCCGAAACAGCCGACCGUUCAGUUCGCUUUCUCUAGAGCAGCGCCUUACAACAAAAUGUCGAAGAGACACAAAGACCUCACAGAUGCAGUAGUUUAGGGUUCGUUCACACUGCAGGUUAUGAUGCCCAAUUCGGAUUUUUUGUUAAAUCCGAUCUUUUUGUGCGGUCGUGAACAACUAAUGCGGCAUCUAAUGUGAACGGAAUGCAUCCUUGAAGUGACCCGCGUGUGCUCAAAGCAUGUUUGCUGGCUGUUCUCCGUUCCCUCAUCCACCAUUGCUUUCCGCGCCUGUUUGUGUUGUCGAACAAUGGUGACGUUUGUCGCAUAUUGAUGACGUAUAGGUGGGAUGAACACGACCUGAGCGUCCACACUGCAGUCACAUCGGAUUAGGGCUGAAACGAUUACUCGAGUAACUCGAGUAACUCGAUUAAUAAAAUUCCUCGAGGCAAAUUAUAUGCCUCGAGGAAUCGUUUAAAUCCGGAACCAUGUGCAGCGCACGGUGUUUGACACGGACGGUUAUUUCUGUUGCGCAGAAGCGUGCUCUUUCCGCUCCUUCCGCUGCCGCGCGUUUGGUUCAAUCAUGGAGGGAAACGAGGACAGACAGAAGCUGUGUCCGAAAUGGCAUACUGCCUGCUAUCUACUUACCUACUCAAGCAGUAGCUACUGCCUACUGACUACUCAAAGAUGAUUUGAGUAUGCCGCGGCUGCCCGAGCGUUUACACACAUACAUACUAAAUACCCCAGAAUGCAUUUCGUGCCGGCCGGACGCAGCGCCGGGAAAAUUUAAAUAGUCCUACCACAAGCUACACAGAACGACUGCAUACCGGACAAAUUAUAUAAAUUCAUUCAAUAAUAAUAUUUUUUCUAGCGAGAAAGUAAGUGUUUACAUCACGAUUAUGACCCCAGUUGUUUGAAAUAGUGGCUGUUUGUAAAUUUGUCUCGGCGUUUUCGGAGACCGAAGCGUCCACUUGGUCGGUGUUUGCGUCUAUUUACCGUAAACACCGGGCAGCAGCAGCUCCCCCUUCACGUUUCCAAAUUAUUGCGAAGUGUUUUCAUAAUCAACAUCUACACGACACAAACCGGGCGGCAGUGGAUGAAAAAAAUCACACAAACAUCCGUGUAUCCAUGGUGAUAAUGCUAUACACCACCUGCUAGGCGUGUGAUAAGCAGCAGAGGGCUGCAAAAUGACCAACACACAACAACAUGUAAAUAAAAAUGUAACACUUUUAUAUAUUGAAUAAAUGUACAUUUGCUUGUCAAAUUAUGUUAGUAUCCAAGAAUUAUAUUAUUUCAGCCUAUUAAUUAAACAAGUAAAAUUAGAUCCAAAGCCUGGAAAUAGUUGUGACUGGUUUAGUGAAAACUGCAAAGAUCAUUACCAUAGCAAUUAAAAGACCAUCUGCAGACCUUGCCUUCAGUAGUUUCAUGUGAACUACAUGGUAAAAUGUAAAACUUUUGGUUCCUGAUUUAUGCAGUAAAAAUAUUCAUUUGAAAGACCUGGCCUAUUUCAGUUUUGUGUGUUACUGAUGGUUUUUAAUGAGGCAAACGUGAUUCAAUGCAAAGUAUUACAGUGAGAGCAAAACAUUUCUUAUCCGAUUACUCGAUUAAUCGACAGAUUAAUCGAUAGAGUACUCGAUUACUAAAAUAAUCGAUAGCUGCAGCCCUACAUCGGAUAUAUAUCCGAUUUAUAUCCACAAACAAAAGAGGCCUGGGUCAGAUUAGAAAAAAUCAGAAUUACACUCUUCACACUUAGAUGAAAAAAUCAGAUAUGUGUCACAUAUGGUUAAAAAAAUCUGAAUUGACCUGCAGUGUGAACAUAGCCUUAUUGUAUCGGGAAAGACAUGCAACCAAUAAACACUAUUAAAUUUCAUUUUCUAUAUCGAAUACUGAUAUGAAAAAAUAAUUUACCAAGCUACCCAGAGACCCAUGAUACUCAGACAAACACAACAUCAUGAAAAUCACGUAAACAUGUUUGGUCGGCGAUGGUGUUGUAGGGUUAAGAGGCAUUUCUCUAACGCUGUGAUUCUGUUCACACCUGAUAAACAUCCCGUGGAGCUGGAUUUGUCUCAGAAAUUGAAACCACAGCAGCCAAAUGGACCUAAUGACAAAUUAAAUAGACAGUGUUACUAUCACAAAUAUGUGUUUUUUAUUUUUUAAACAUGCCGCCAAACAUCAGUCAGUGAAAGUGUGUGAUAUCUCCCUCACACACGUCCUUUCUUUAAUGCCUCGUCUCUGUUUAAAUGUGUUUUGAUUCAAGCCACUUAUCUUAUAACUACUACACCUUUCUAGUCCAGCCUGUUGAGUACGGUUUGAUAGUGCUGCACUUACACCUGUUUACAGAGGAAGAUACUACAGCUCAUCUCUAUCCCUCUGUGUGUGUGUGUGUGUGUGUGCACAGGCGCUUCUUACUGUUUGUGUAUCUACAAUAUCCUGGUGAGCUAUAUAUAGCACCUAACAGAGUUUGCAACUUGAUCCGAAUUGUCUUUCAGAGCCACAGUACACUCUGUGUUUCUUUCCACUUAAGGGGGAAUAUCUCCGGGCCCGAAGCGUCUUUUCUUUUAGACUCGACCGUCUUUGGCUUACCUGUAAGCCUUUGUGUAAACCUGUUGUACUUUGUGCUUUAGUUUGAGGAUGAUUUUAUUACACAGGGGGCUCUGAGAGUCAGGAUGCGGCUUAAACCAGGAGUUUAAAAGGCCUCAUAUUUCUGUAUUAGUGUGUAUUAUUUAUUACUUAUAACACAUAUCAGGUGAGGAUGAGGCAGUCUACCUGUGUUUUAAGUCCACACCUCUUUGGUUAAUUUGAAUGCAUCAGCUCAUAGCAGCCUCUCACGCCGCCAGCGCCGCUCCAGUGCAUGCAAAGACAGAUUUGGUGAGCCGCUAACAAAGUGCCUCUUAUCUGGUUUGGUGAUCUGAGAAGUUUGGGGUGAGUUACAGGGAGCACAGCAAAGGUGAGCUAUGAAAGAAUAAUGUGAUAUUGAGAACGUUUCCACACGACAGGAUGUACUAAGACGCUUAAGUACUGCGCUUCAUAGGCCGGGUGCUAAAAAGAAAAGACCCUUUGUGAUCCUUCUCUAGAAAGCGUUUAGGCUGCUGAGCAAUUCAUGACGUUUGGGACGCGUACAUGACAUACACAAGUGUCUGCUGUGCCUUCUGCUGUGCUCACCUUUUGCAUGAUUUUGCAUACUGACUUUGUGGACAAGAGUUCACUGUCCUCUUCACUGCGGCGGCUCUUCUGCCUUUCAAAUUUUAUUAAUACACUCGGCCACACGAGUCCGAGCCGCGACCUCUGACUCUGCGAGCACCAGGUACCUGCACUAUCUGAUACCGAGUGAACGUGAAGGUAUUGAUGUUUUUUCAGGCGAACUGUGGCGCUGCCUGCAAGAAGUGAGAAUGUAACGUAAACCAACCGCAGGAUUUAACCCUUAGAUACUGUACACAGUUUCACCGGGGGCAGAGGACGGAUGUUCACCUCUGUUUGUCAGCACUUAAGAAAGCUUCGUGUAACAGGCCGAGUCUCGAAGAAAGAGAUUUCUCAGUUCUGUCCCACCUGGUUGUAGCUCUGGUUAAUAUCCAGUAAUUAAGCUUGUGUGAGUCUGUUUGUUUUUCUUUUUUUACAAGCUUGAAACUCAUCUGUGAAAAACGAGAUGACUCAAACCUUUUCAGAUAAAAAACAGCUGUAGGUGUGAUCAGAGGCUGGGAAACGGACGGGCCUACGUUUCGCCUCUACAAGGGAGCUAACCGCAAGUCUGAGUGAUCAUCAAAGCUUCUACAACCAAAAACAGUUUUAAUGAAUAAGAGAAUAAAAAUCUGCUCUCAGAGUUUAAACUUUUCAUUAUAAUCAGGACUUAUCGAUGGUACGGUGAAUCUGAUAAAGCUUCAUGCACCAAGCAGCAGAUCUGAACUAGUUUAAGACGACACCAGUUGAAAUACUCUACAACUAAAAACAAGAUUCUGUUUUGGAGUAAGUCCAGGCGUGUUGGAUUAAGAGGCCUCUCUUUGGUUGACAACAGCAUCUUAGUUUCGCCUAAUAAGUAUGAAAUCACGGGCACAUGAAAAUGGCGAGGGAAAGGUCUCAGAGUCUGGUGAUGGACCCGUGAUUUUGGCAAAGCACCGACAUCGGCACUGAUGUGAGGAGGUGUUGUUUUCAUGUGGAGAUGUGUGUGUUUAGUCAGAUUUAAUGUUGCUCAUAUUUCUCUUGAUGUAGAGCUGAGAUACUGUUCAGAUAACUGCUGCUACCUGGAUGUAAACAACCACAGAUGAGUGGUGAGGUGUUGUAGCGCAGUUUAGUUAGGCGAGGUUUUGCUCCAGAAAAUGAAAAUGAAGGUAAGGUGAACCGUCAGCGUCCAAACAGAACAGGUAUGUGGAUGUUAAAGGCAGGUGGUGUUAGCUCUGCCAGUGGUAGCCAAACCUAGGGCUGGGCGAUAUGUCCUCAAAUCAAUAUCAUGAUAUAUUGAUAAAUAGAAGAUAACUUCUCCACAAGCUGCUCACCCCCUCCCACUUUAACUUCGUCUACUUCAGCUGCUCCAACUUUCUCUCCGUCCUCCAUCUCCUCACCUGUCUUUCCCUCUUUGUUACGGACUGGAUGGGGUGGAGUCACGUCUCUGAUGUAGGACAGCGUCUUAAAGGGACAUGAGACCAUAGCCUACCUACACACAUCCAAAAACAACUUUGAUUUAUUUAUUUAUUUGACAUCAAAUAUACCGAUUUGGGCAAAAUGACGUUGGUUAUUGUCGUAAAUUUCAGUAUCGGUAAAUUUUCUGUUUAUCGCCCAGCCCUAGCCAAACCAAUCUCACACCUGCAGACUUGUUGAUCUUCUUAAUAUCAGAAUAUCAUCCCCACUAUAAUAAUCUGUAAACGUGUGCCUCUUCAGACUCAUCACAAACCUUUUAAUUCAUGCAGAAAAUCAUCGUCUUACUUCCUGCUGAGUCAAUCUUGAACUCUGCUCAAGUUGUUCGGUGCCUGUCGGAGUUUUACAGCCUUCUGUAUGAAUGCACAAUGGUAUUUUUAUCUGUGUGCAGGUUUCUAUGGAGCUCUCAGUGUGCACUAUUAUGAAGUCUGUGUGGUAAAUGAUAUUGUAUAGAACAAACAGACUUAAAUAAGAUUGUGCAUCGUCUGUCACUGUAGUCAUGAUGCAUUAAUACAAACAGACCCAGUAACUAUGUUAUAAAAUGUCACGUCCUAAUCGAGGUGUACGAGCGCUGAGAGGCUGUGGAGGUGAAUUUCUCUUGAAACGGUCUGUUCAGUCCAGGUGAAUUUCUCACUUUCUCUCUCGUCUCUUUUUCAUCAGAAAUUUCUCUCAUCUUGCAUCACUGCUGCUUCACUUUCAGAUAACUUACCCUUCACUUUGACCUUCACCACAUGUUUCACUCACAGUUGUGACUGUCUGGUAGGAGCCAUGUGUGGGUUUCUGGAGCAGCUUGUUUAAACUCUGAAUUGUAGUCCUCCUGUCCUCAGAUUUGUCUAAUGUCAGGGUGAGUUUCUCUGGAGCGGAGGUCAGCUUCUGUUUGGGCUAAAUAUUUUGUCUCAGCUUGUGUUGAUUUCAGAGUUGUUUUGGGAAGAAGAUGCUGUUUACAACCCCCAGCUCUCUCCAGGGAGACAACAGUUUCGGUUGUUGUUGUUGUGUCUGUUGACCAAAUCUGCGAAAGGGUCCAUGCAUAAUGUAGAGAUUUGUGACAUGUGGCGUCUUCCACGAUGUUGGAAAGCCAAGUGGUUGUCUGAUUGGACAGCCGAGCUUGAAUGGCUUUGUGCUGUAAUGCCUUCUGUCUGUAGUGAGGCUGCAGUUUGCUCUUUUUCCUUGUUCUAGUUGGCGUUCCUCCCAGAAUGUGUUGAAAAGGAUGCGACCCUUGACCCUCUGUGCAAAACGAGUCCAAUCCUUCCCUCUCUCUCUCUCUCUCUCUCUCUCUCUCUGAGCUGAAGCUAAACCAUGACGAGGAGCCUGCGGUCUUUUUAACACUUAGUGUGUCAGAGGAGACGUUUCUGUGUUGGUCUGGAGAAGCUGAUGAAUUAUUUGUCAAACGCUCAUAUUUCCAUAACUCUGGGGUAUGUAAAACACGUAAAAGCACACAGGAUUGGAUCAUAGUUGAGCUCAAACAUCCUCUUCCUCCUCUGCUUUUAUUCGCUCCUCUUUGUCUGCCUCUUAAUGUUUUUCCUCGGCGUGAAAAGAAAGGUGCAUCUGAGGUCAUCUCUUUUGUCGUGGCUGUGCAGUGAGGCCUGCUACAUCAAAAGACGGCGAAGCUUUGAGAUCUUUACAAAUGUUGUUUUUUUUUCUCUCUCUCUCUGUGGCCUCCUGAGUCGCCUCCUCUCUCUCUCUCUCUGCACAUCGCCUACUGGUUAGCCUAUAUUUACUCAGCCCCAUGACAUGUUUUGUUGCCACAGCAACCUGCCACAACCCCCCUAGUGUGCUUUUUGUUGGCUGUCACCUGUGCUCUGUCCCAUAAUGCACUGCAGCGCUAUUAGAUUUGAGAGCAGCCCCGCAGAUCUCUGGCGUGUUAAGAGACGACGCUCCACCAAAUGUCAGGAGGAGCAUUUUUAACCCAGUUUGAACUGAACGCGUCUUGUUCUCAGAUGUUUAUUGAAGGGAUGCUGACCUGCAGUAACCUUUUCUUACGCUUGUAAAGUAGCACAUUCCUCCUACUGUAGGCCGCUGCAGAAAAACAGAGUGUGUGUUCUGGGAGAAGGGAACAAGCGUGUGAUUGAGGGAAAAGUGGAGAAAAGUAGAAAAUGUUGUUUUAAGCGCCGUAAAAAGCAGAAAAAGAAAUGUCUCCUCCGUACACGGGGUUUCCCGCUCCUUCUCGAAGGUUGCGCUUCCGCCAAAAACAUGAUUUCUCUUCUCCUGCGUGACAUUUAAACAAGCUCCAGAGUGUCCUUUUCUCACCUCCAGUCCCUGACAGCUUUUUAUUUAACUAUGAAGUUAUGAGUUUGAACCUUCAGCCCCUCCGCAGUAAAAACCCACGCUGACUAAGACGGAUCCAUUCCUCCUAAAGAGGCGAUGCUUUCUCACUUCAUUAUCUGGAAUCUGUUGCCAUAAAGUCAGACACGGGCGGUCGGCGCUUUCCAAUUAGGUGACCUUUGAGUGGUCACAUUGUUCGGAUCCCCACGAGGGAAAUAUUUUUAACAUCUAAAACUUCAUUCUUCAAAGAGUCGGACUGAAGGCUGUAAUGUAGCGAGCGCUGGCACCAAUAAUGGCUCCCGAUGUAACUGAUGCCUGUCACUUGGCCCGUCUCAGUUGGUCUUCCAUGACUGAAAGUUGGCAGAGGACCGAGAGCUGAUUUAACUUCUUUAAAGCUCCAAACAGAGCGGGCCUGUCAUCGUCCUCGCUGAUGUUUCUUCAGCCGCUUAUCGUGGAGUAAAUGGAGCUGAUACAAGCUGACAGAACCGCUCAGCGUCAAACUUCAACUUUGGGUUAUAAUCUCAUUUCACUCAGGGAUGAUGAACUAUAGGAGUGUGAAAUAAGGAGAUGCUCAUGUUUCCUCGUUUUUUUUAACAAAAGCAACAGGUGAAAUUCAGCUGGAGUCACCAGAACCAGCUGUUUUUACCUCCAGGAUGAGUUUUAAAAACCGCUUUACCUGUCGACUCGCGGCCUGACUCCGCUCAGUGUGUGUACGUGAUCAGCCGCACAGCCCACACAACAUCAGACGAAGCUGCGGAGGGGAAAACCCAUCAGAGGCGCAGUCUUCCUUUAGGUAGGAGGUUACAAACUAGAGCGAGCGUAAAGUGGGUGUCGUAUGUAGAUUUACAGGUAUCGUUUGUUCCCUUUGAUAACUCAGUACAAACUCAAAAACUCUGGAUUUAACCCAGACUGAAGUUUAUUAGCUACUGUCUCUUUAAAGUCUCCGUCUCUCUCCUCCUUAUAUAUCGACAGGAUAUCAGUGUCAGCCAAUAAAGGCUCAAAAGAUUGAUUAUUGGAUAAGCUGAUAUGAGCUGACACAUGUUGGUUAGAAGUGUUUUCAAGUGUUGGAAACAGACAGCAGACAUAUUACUGAGUCUCUAUAGUAAAAAAGAGAGAAUCAGAUAUAUCUGUAUUGGCCUGAGUGAGAAAUAUCAGCAUAUUGAUUAUCGACAGAGAUUAUUGGUACCAAUGAAACCGUCUUUCUAGGACAUUUGGAGUUUAUGAAUCAAUCAGGAGAGACGCAGAUGAAACUUUUAGAGGAUGGAGGAGAAUCCACUUUCUGUGUUUGUUCUGUGUUUCUUUACCUUCAGUCACUUUUAUAAAGGAUGUAAACACUAGGGUUCGGUAUCGUUUGGAUUUUACCGAUUCCAAGUCCGAAUCCGAUUCUCAAUAUCGACUCCUGUUCUAAACAAUCCUCGAUUCCGAUUCUUUGAGAUAGAAGUCAACAGGUCACAAACUAUUUGUUUGAAAAACGCCUUUAGCAUUUAUUUAUUCACAUUGCCAGUUGACAAGAACUGAUACAGUUUGAUGUAACUGUAAAACAAAACUUGCUGAAUAAACACGACAAGUUGGCAUUAGUCAAAAAACAAAGAUCUGCAGCACAGAUGGAUGGAUAUAAAAAAAAAUAAAACAAACUCAAUACCCGGAGCAGUCGUGACGAUUUGAAAACAGCAGUCUAUGACCGUCUAACGUUAGCAUCACUUUGCGAGCGUUCAACAACUAUAAACAGAUAAACACAGUUUUAGGAAUUGGUCUAUAACUUGAGCAGGUUUGUUGAGAAUGAGACAAUUUUCACCAACCGGAUUCUGUUUGUAACGAGGAGCUUCUGGCUGAUGAUGAAGGUUGACUGUCCGAAGUGGAGGAAGCAACGGGAGCAGGAGAGCGAGUUAAACACAGCACACUCGCCAAGUGUUACACAGGCGCGCAAAAGUGUUUAGUCAUGUUUUGUCAUGCGUCCUCCUUUGGCAGAAAUUGUUCUUUUGCAGAUGUUGCUCUGAGCUUCUCCGAAGAUGAAGCCCGACUUUGGAGUAUUUUUUACAGUCCAUGUUCAGACGAGUGAUGUUCUUGGUAGCGCACGCACAGAGAACACCGAGCAGAGUAACACACACCCCGAUAACAAACUAGUGUGGAAACUCGGAACCGAAAAAAAGAAUCGCAAUUCAAAAAUCUGCUUAAUGGAUCCAGAAGUGGACGUACCCAACCCUAGUUAACACUGUCUCACCCACAUCGCCAACCAUAAAUCCAGAUUACUCGGCUUUUAAAGUUAAAAUCAGUUUAGGAUUUUGUAAAAGGAUCCAUAAAUUAAUGAAGUUUAGGAAAUGUUGAUGAUUAAAGGAGAGAGGUUUUAGUUUAGGAGGCUCUAAAAAACUUUUUGAACCUUGACUCAGACAGUAGAAAAAGCCGUAUUUUUAGUCUUUGUGAACUGAACUUUGAGCUAGUGUUGGUGUAAACUUGCACCACAACAAACUUGGUGGAAAUAAGAGGCUGAAAAAUGACCAUGGUGCUUUAGUGAAGACGACUUUAAGUGAAUAAGAGUGAGCUGAGAGUCACUGAGGUUAUAAAUAAAGUGACGAACCCUCCAAACAAGCGGCCCGUGGAGUUCCCUCCGGUUAAUCCGUUAACAGUCAUACAUGUUGUGUUAUACGCGGCCUUGUCCUGAAUCAGGCCACCGAUUGGCCGAGCUUAUUUAACUUAUUUUCUGCUUCCACUGGCGCCACGAGAAAAUGCAGUUUGUUAAGGAUCUGAUGCAGGGAGGCGUCUGAACUGUGAAUGUCUGUGUGCCAUCCUGCGUCAUACACAUUAUUCAUUCAUCAGCGCUGUUUAACAGUUUGGCCUCGGUGUUUACUGCUGUGGGUCCACAGAGCAGCACUGUGGCAUCUGUGUUUUGGACUUGGCGUCGUAUUUUGUUCUCACUGCUGGCCCUGACUUCUCAGGGCGCUCCGGGUCUAUUAAUACCAGCUCGCUCUAAAAAUACAAAGUACUGUGUGACCCACUGGGACUGAAUAUGAGCUCGGCCUCCCACUGUAGGCUCACACACACACACACACACACACGUAUAUCUGCGGCACUUGUGAAUUCAGAUUUUCUAAGAAUGUCCCCAUCACGUGGUGCGUCAGUAUUUUCCACAGUUAAGGGAAAAUGGCAUCAGUCAAACUCAUUUAAAUCAAUCAAACCUUCAGGCCUCACAGAGCACAGCGCUGUUUGUUUCCACCGAUGCUGAAGGAAUUUCAGGGAGGGUAUUUCUGCGAUCGCCCUUCUUUUGCACGUCGUCUCUGUCCUGUAAAGCGUAACGCAUACGGACCACGUGUUAUGGAUUUUGAAAACCCAUCGAAUUAUUCCUCCUAAUUUGUUUGCAGCAGCGAGUUGACGCAUCUGGACGAGCUCCAACUGUUAAAUUGAAUUUGUCUCCAGAAGUACUCGUGAAAAUGUCAAAAGAGGAAAAAGAAGAGGAGACGGUUUUCUGCUCAAACACAUUUGUGGAAAUAAUAACAGCUGAUUUCCAAACAUGAACCUACCUGAUAAAAGUCUGAAUAAUAUUUUUAUCUCAUAUUGUGAAUGAAACAAAACCAAGAGUGUGAACAUUUUAAUCUCCGUCUGGAUUAUGUAACUGCGCCAUAGUUCAUUGACUUGAUCAGAUGCACCAAAGCUGAUCUCUACCAGGGCUUUCCAGGGACACAGGCAGCGGACAUCUAGUGGAAAAAAAGAAGCCGGCGAGGCGGGUACGAAGCGUGCCAAAUAAUAAAGAUUUAAUGAGUUUUAGUAAAGGAGAAUUAGGCCACCUCUCGUAUGAACAGUCAUUCACAUUUUGAAUGAGGGCAGGAAGGAUUGAUCCAUCGCUUUGUUAUGAUCAGGAGGACGGGAACACUGUGGCACAAUUUAUGUCUGACUCAGUCCUUGGCACCGUCGUCUGUUUCGAUUCUUGUUCUGCUACCAGUCGUAAUUUUUUUUUUAAAGGGUGACACAGAUUAUUAGCCUCGGCCGAUUAUCGGUAUUUUGGCUAAUUAUCUGUAUCGACCUUUUACUUUGCCGAUGGCUGGUAUAGGUGGGAAUCGCUAGUGGCCCCACAAUACAGUGUUAUCAUGAUACCCGGGCCAUGAUACGAUAUUAUCACGAUACUCCAGCCAUGAUACGAUAUUAUCACGAUACUUGGGUCAUGUCAUGAUAUUAUUGCGAUUUUUAACAUUUUGCAAUACAGCGAGUAUUGCAGUACCAUAUAUUGUUAUACAGUUUUUCCAACUGUUUAGCUAAUUUAGCAUUUGGCUUUUCUUUAUGUUUUUAUUUUCAUGUAGCACAUCUUGCAAAAAAAAUCGAUACUUGGUAAAUGAGACAAUACGAUAUAUCACCAGAUGAAAUAUCGUGAUACUAUGCUGUAUCGUUUUUUUUCUUCCACCCUUAAUGGCUGGUAAGAUUAAUGUGAAAGUUUCUUCUUUGACCUUUGGGUUUGUUAUCUUGCACAACUUGUUUCACAUUUGCCCCUCCCACAGGACUGUCUGAUUGGCUAAAUAUCACAUGACCGUGUGAUGUAGCUUCAAUAAGUGUAGCUAGUUACUUGUACUCCUGUAUACGGCGUGGAACGCUUCAGUUUUGAUUAAACGUUUGCUGAAGACGUAAAAGUAAAGUAUCAUGUUUUAAUUUGUUUUGAUAGACAUUUUGAUUUUUCCUGUCAAAUAUAAAUUAUUGGUCUUAUUAGCUAAUUAACAAAAAUAGGGACUAGUAUCGGCCUUGAGGAGAUUAAUAUCAGAUGACUCUGAUUGUUUUCAUCAUGAAGCUGCUGCUUGAGUUGCUGACUCCCUGCACCUACAUCGCGCAGCCUGCAGGGGGCGAGGGGCCGAUACAGACUGUCAGGCAUCUUUCUUCUACUCGCAUUGAUCCGAAGCGGAAGCUAGUGUUUCUAAAACUAACAGGAAAAGCAGGUAACAACUUAAUUCACAUGUUUUUAUGAAGUUAACGACAGAGAAGGAACGAGCUGUAACCGACGGCACAUGGGAACUACAGUUUCCCCGUUACUCUGGCGCCCUAACAUCAAAGUUAUGAACUCAAACAUUUGCUGCUUUGUGCAUUAAACCAAUGAGGUGUUAUUUUAAUCAUGUUACAUAUGAAAAGCCUGAGAGGUGUGAUGGAGUAAUAAAGUUCUGUAAAGACCAGUCUGAGUCGAACCCACACCUCUUAGAAACAGAUUUACUCCGGCGCUGUGGUCCUACGAGUCUCCCCUUGUUGUAAAGUUGUGUGUCGCUCUCAGUUCUGGAUUCAGAGAUACAGUUUCAGCCCACAGAGCAAACAUUUUAUUCUCAAAGUAUCUCGACCUCUAACAGACGUGUUCGUCCACAUUCUCCGAUGAUUGUGCAGAAGUGUCUGAAUUACACGAAGGAUUGGAGGUUAUUUUCAAACCUGUUUCUGUUUGCAGAAAUAUCUCCUGGUUGAACCAGUUUCUUUAGGAUCAUUAUUAAAUAUUUCAUUUACACUUUCAUUUUCCCAAAUGAACACCUGGAGCGUCUCGGUGGAUUCACAGGUGGUUACUUCAUCUGCAGAGGUUACCCUCAGCCUGUUCGUCUUCACAGCGACAGCCUAUUACCUCUCAGAUUAGUCUCUAUCUCCUCCGUGCCGUCACUUUUACAUUUACCUUUUAAUAAAGCUCAGAUUGAGAUUGUGCUCAUUUGCAUAUUUGUUGAGUUAUGGGACUUUUCUCAGGCUCGGAGUCUUCGACCUUUAAUGAGAAAUAGUGAUCGCACAUUUAGUUUGAUUUUAAGAGAUAAACCAGCUCGAGUCGAGCAGCAGAUGCUUUAAAAUGACCCGCAGAGGUCUAUUUAUGAAUCACUGCCAACGGCUAAAUCUGUCAUAUACAAUAAAGCCUAUUUUUCACAGGAAGAGAGUGAACCAGUGUGUGAGUGUCCGCCCAACACUGAACUGGUCUCACUCUUUGGAAGUAUGUUUGUUUUUAUCCAUCUGCUGUUAUCGACUGAGCAGCGAAGGUUUAACGGUAAAAAUCCACGAAGGUUUCUUUCUAAUUCUGUAAAGUUUUGAAUCUUCUUCUCAUGUUUUCUUCCUCCUCUACCUCGUCAGAAACUUGUUUGUCCACGUCGGUGUGGGUACACACCAGGUCUGUGUCAUCAGUCGGAGGAGCCUGUGACCUUUCCACGACAAGCUAAUCUAGGAUCUUUACUUCAAACCAGAAACUGUGUCAACAUGAGCUCCGUCUUAAUCAGGUUUCCUCCGUCGUCCGAUCAUCUGUUAUUUCUCUCAGUACUUGUUAUUAGCAGGAGGCUCUUUUUCUAUCUGAACUUUUAUUUAAAUCUUCUUUUAAAAGUGUUGUAAAGAAGUCAGAUUUGCAUAUUAGACCUCCACAGACCGCUGUGACUCAACCAUCGUCCAUCACCUGGUCCACAUCUUAGGACCGAGGAGAGACCGGUUUGUGGCGCUCUGUCACUCUGAAAUGUUGACAUGUCAGCUGCUCAACGGUUGUGUGGAUGUGCUCUGGCGUUGUCUGGCUCUAUUAUGUAAGGUCUUCGCUGUAAAAGGCGUUUCCUUGAAGGCAGCAGAUGUUGCUCCUAAACCAAUAGGUGAGCCUGACUGUGGUCAGAAGGUGGUUUUUUGAAGGGCGCCAUGAUUUUGGCUAUAAGUAAAAUCCUGAUUUUUUUUCUCUGAAAACUCGAUUUUUGAUUUUUUUUUAUUCAGUGACAACUUCACCAAACUUCACUUUAGUAAAAAGUUUUUCAUCAUGUCUCUAAAUGAAACCACUGAAAACGAUGUAGCACCGGUAAGUGGCGCUGUAACGCUGCCCAGGAAAUGCACAAAGGACAGAAGAAGAGUACAGAGCAUGUGUAUAAAGGUUGUUUUGGCGCCAUGAAAGAGUUACGCUGUGUGUCACAUGAUCGUUUCCAGAGAUGCAGAUAGACAAAAGUACCGUUUACAGUCACCUGAAACGCCGAUACGACAAAAAACUUUAGCGUUUCCUCCUGAAUUAGUUUCCGUGGUGACGGGUUGAUACCGCCUUCAGACAGACUUUACAGCGGGGAGUGGUUUGCUCUUCAUCUGAAACUGUGAAGUCGUACCAAUUCAACACGACUGACUCACUCUUGUCCGAUUUAACCACGAAAUUAUCGCCUUCUUUUACAAACGCCAUGUUUGUUUACACUGGGGUGUGUGGGAACUGAGGAGCCUACGGUGGCCUGGAGGCGCGAGACAUGACAGAGAGGAAAAUCGAUUUGAGGAUUUUAAUCUUUUUAACAUCAUCAUAAUCAAAUAAUCUGAUAACAAUUUAAAAUCGAUUAAUCGUGCAGCCCUACAUCAGAUCAUCAUUAUCAUGUACUGUAGACGAUGAAAUCCCCCAAGUCUUUUGUUGUUGUUGAGUCGUUUUCUCACAGAGAGGUUAAAAUCUUCUCCUCUCCUUAUUAGACCCAGUUCUGCUCCGAUAACCUAAACCUGAAACCUCUCGACGAGGUGAGGGGGAGGGAAACGCAGACCACCUCCCUUGGGCGACGUUGACUUUACAGCCAUGAUUUUAUUGCAGAUUAAUCACAUGGCAUUGAUUUAAUUCCAUCAUUCAAAUGUCACCAUAAUUAAGCACUAAUCAUCUCUAAAGCUGGCCCGUUAAAUGUCUUGUUACGAGUGGGUGUUGGGGUCGGGAUGUAAUGAAUGCAGAUGACUCCAAUUAGGCGCACUGUUGGUGCUCGAGGUGUGUCGGAUUAGUCCACACCUUUUCUUUUUUUUUAAACAAAAAUAAAAGCUGCUGAAGAGGAUGAACAUGUAAGUCAGAUUCAAACAGUUUAAAUUAUUAUUAAAAUUAAACAGUUUAUAAUCUAUUUUUUUUCUUAUUACCAGCAGAUGGAGAUAAUUUAGUUAUUUUGACUCUGACCAAAUAAAAGAGCAAACAGACAAAUAAAACAGACAAAUACACAGAAUACAAGUACUUCAUUCACUCUACUUUGACAUAUGUUGUAUUAUGAAUUCAUUUAGACUUUAUUUAGAAAUAACUGUGAUAAUAAAUUUAAUUUCUACAGCGCCUGACCUACUAAAUCUUACUUUAACCUACGUACUGCACCUUUAAGUCACCAGAUCAGCACAUCAGAAUAGGUCUGAAGAAAUCUGAAGUCCUAAAGUGUCCGAGUUAAAUCAUCAACAAUCACAUGUUGCCCCAAAAUGUGAGAAUCUUCUACUUCCUCAAACCAAAACACUUCUUUUUCUAUUUUUAUUAAUAUCUGUUCAAACUGUCAUAUCCACUUAUAUGUCGACGACGCUGUUAUUUACAAUUAAAACUCCGAUUUAUCUCCAAUCCAGAACUCUUUACAGUUUCAUUUUGAUUUGGUUCAGUAAGAACAAACUUGAACAUAAAGAAGUCCUGCAGUCUGAUUUUUAGGACACGUCACCUCUGAUCUCAAAAAGUCAUCUGGUUGUCUUUCAUCACUGUAUCGUUUGAUUAAUCGUUUUACUUUAAAUGUCAUAAAAAGAUGAAUAUCACAGCUGAUAUCACCACUUGUUGAUUCUGCUGAUAUAGUUCACGAUAACACUUCUGACUCUCAUCUCAAACCUCUGACUGUAAUAUUUUACUCUUUAUGUAGAUUUGUUUCGAGAACUCAUAACUGCUUUAUGUUUGACUCACUGAACUGGUUACAAACCAAAUCAAGACGGUAAUUUCAUCGGCGUCAUUUCCUUUUUAAACGUGUUUAUCUCCAUUGACCUUCAUAUUUAAAAGAACUCUUGAUCCCUUAUGACUCCUGAUACUCUCUUAGACAUAAGAACUUCCCUUUUUUCUUUGUUUCUAGAAUCUUUAAAGAAGUUGGUAAAAGAUCGUUUCAGUAUAAAGCCCCAUCAGAUUGGAAUAAUUUACCUCUUUCUUUGCGUUCAUUUACUUCUUUUUAUCACUUUAGAACGGCACAAAACUCUCAUCUCUUUUUUGCAUUUAUGCUCCAUUUAUUUAUCCUUGUUAAUAAGAUUAUUUAUGAAGAGUACAUUUGGUUGGGGUUGUGUGUUGGAGUAGGGUGAGUAAGAGGUCUGUAUUUGUUAUAUGUUCUGUAUGUUAAUGUGUUAAAAUGUGUCCUGAGUUCUAGGGACCCUCUUGAAAAUGAGAUGCUACAUCUCAAGGGUCUAUCCUUCAAUAAAUUCAAAUUCAAAUUAAAACUUCUUUAUUAUUCUGCUCAAACAUUCCUUUAGUUUUAACAUAUUUCUUUCUUAUUAUUGUAGGAAGUUUUUAUUUAUUUAAAUAAACACGGCUAAUUGACUUUUUCAGGAACUUGAAAAUCUCUCUAAACUCUCUUCAGAAAGUCCAGUAGUCUAAAAAAGAGGCGUCGUCCUGGUCGUCAGCUGUCCUGAAGUCACUGUAAUGUUCCUUGUGGCUGAUGACAUAAAUACAGACUUCCCACACAGGGAAAGGAGUGGGGAUAAUGGUAGAGUGGGGCUAACUUCAGGUUUAGAAGAGACUCAAAACAACGUCCCUGUUUCAGUCCAAAGUGGACUUCCUCAGUCUGUCCCGCUGAUCAGAUCACUCUGAGGGUCCCGGUAUUCACUGUAGAUAGUCCUAUCUUCACCUGGCUGUCCAGUGGAAGGUCAGAGACCCACCGUAUGAUUAGUGUCCCUCCAGUUUGUGUUGCACAAAUGGAGUGAGUCACACUUUGUCAACAAAGCGACGUCUGAGCGUCCCUGUUUGAGUUAAUGAGUGAUGAAGUCCUGGGCUGAAGAACAAGGCUCCUCUCUGUGCCGACUGCAGCCGCUCUGAGUUAAUGACUAAUUACAGCAUUGUGUUUACCAUUACCUGUCAAGGUGAGCGAGCGCUGCUGCAGAUGGUUCUGCUGGAGCGGGACAGCUGACCUGACCUGAGCGACUCGAGCGUUCGGGUUGUGUCAUCAUCGGCCAAAAAUGGAAACCAGUGGAAAUGUUGACAUGAGGUCUGCGUUAGCUCUGCUGUAGGGCUGGGCGACAUGGGAUAAAGUUUAUCACGAUAUAAAUUAUUUUUAUGUCAGUCGAUAUCGAUAUGUAUCAAGAUAUAACAAAAUCACUUGUCAAUCUUAAAUGUUCCCUGAACCAAAACAUGGCAGAAUGUCGACUAUCGAGAAGGAUAUUGACCAUGUUUCAUAUCGAUAUCGAGAAAAAUUAAUUUUUGAUAUAUAUCAUUAUCGUUUUAUCGCCCAGCCCUACUCUGCCGUGUCUGUUCUGACCAGCUAUUGUUCACCUGCGACAGGUGUGGAGGGUCCUGUUGAGACCUGCAGAUACAGGAGCGCUCUCUGAUGCUCCGUGCACGAGGAGAAAACUCGUGCACAGUCUGAGAAACUCACCCCAGCUGUGAAGGUUCAGAUCAGAAGCUCGGGGUUAUGGACACAGACAGGUGGGGGUGAAUGAAGCCUCAUGUACGAGGAAGUAUCCUCCAACCUUAACGGUGACCUAGAAUCAGUUCGAGUCUGUUUUUAUUCCCCGAGUGAAUCUAGAGGUGGAUAUAAGACCCGGACCUGGUCAUCUCCUCUUAAAAACGGACUGAAAACAAAGUCCUGAGGUCUGUGUUGAGUCUGAACUCUGAUCUCUAAUAAGUUGGUAUUGAGUUUUUGCCAGUUUGUACCUAAAAUGGAAGAGAGAGAGAGAGAGAGAGAGAGAGAGGGAGGGAGACAGCAGGUAUUGCUUCAGAGCUGUUGUGGAAUGUGUUGAGGAGUUUUUGUGGUUUGCAGAGUGUUUGGUAAGGGGAGGGACCUGAAACGCUGCUGUGCCACUUCUGGGUUGCAGGUCCCUCCCCCCCGACAUGAACCCAGCCUUUGCUCUGUCUCUCUUAAAGGAACAGCGUCACUCCGGCCUCGGUCUCUCUGAUCUUCUUUCUCUCUCUGUGUUUCUGUUUUCUUGUCUUUGCUCAUGAGGUUGAUGUUGACCCACAGGCUGAGGACGCACACACACACACACACACACACUGACUGAUAACACUGACUGUAAAGAUCGCUAUCUGUCUCCACUGAUGAUAUUACUCUGUCGGUUUCCCCCUCAGGUCCCAUGUGUGGUCAGUGAAGUGUCCUAAAGAGCAGCAUGGCAGUGUGUCAGUUGAGCGUCUGGGUGAGAUGAGGUGAGUCAACAGAGCGGGUCGUUUGUUUUAAAGCCUGUAACGAGAACCAGAGCGUGGAGCUUCUGAUCCACAAGGAGAAACGAAACUCUGAGAAAACUCAUGAGUCCAAAAAUACGUUUGAUUUUGUUUCAUUUUAAAAAGCUUCUUGUCUCUGAAAGACUAAGAGUAACAUGGCAGGAGUAGACCAGUUAUCAGGGCAGACUUUUGACUUUUGACCUGUUAUCUGUAUCGGCCUUUUAUUUGAUUAAAAAUCAGCGUCUCUUCUGGUCUGUCUUUCCCUCUGGGUUCGAUUUAUUGCACCACUCUGUCUCAGCUGAUGUCCCGCCCACAACUCGAUCUUGACUUUAAUGUCAAGAUUUUAAUUUUUUUGAAUGUCGAAAAUUCCGACAUUAUUCACGACAGUUUGACAUUUUUUAAUCUCGAAAUUUUGACUUUUAUCUCCAAAUUUCAAUUUAUUAUGUUGAAAUUACGACUUGACAUAAUUCAAUUUUUUUAAUCCUGUAAUUUCAACCUUAAUCUCCUUCCUGUAAUUAUUUGUUUUCCUUCAUGAGGCUCUAAUCCUCUUUUCGUUGUUUCUCGUCAAACGGACCUGCUGUAGCGUGUUGUAGCGCCAUCGCUAAACUGUCCUCCCUCGGGUCCUGGACUAUGUCACUUUAUCCUCGUUGUAGAAGUCCUGCAAACAUUGUGUUUGCUGGUAGUCUGUUGGCAUCUACAGUAGCACCAAUGCUGUUUACUUUCACCUUGACUGGGCCCCAUUUGUAAUGAUCUGAAGUAUUUAUCUGCAUUAUAUCUGAAUUUAACUGGAACGAUACGAGCGAGCAGGAGCGUCUGUUUGUGGGCGGGGCUUACUGGAGCAGAGGGGGAGGGGAGAGGAGGAGCUGAGGGAUUUCUCCUAAAAACUGGAACUUCCUCAGAUCCUAUCUACACCACCUUUAAGUUUAUCGACAAAUGUUCGUCAUCGACCCUCUACUGUGGUCGGCGUACUGGAAAUGCUGACUCAGCCUUACUUUGAUCAGCCAAUCAGAGGCGGGCCUUUCGCCCUCUUUACAAACAGCCAAAAUCUAACCACCUGUCAGUCAAGUCAGCUGGGCUUCUGAUUGGCCGAUCUUUUGAUAACUUUAAAGUAAAAGGCGUACAUAAAGAAUUUACAGAGCCCUGAUCGAUUCAGACCAAAACCAGGAUCUAAACAGGUUUUUGUGGACCUGGUUUUUGGUACUUCUGCAGCCCACCUCAAGUGGACUCUCAGGGAAACUAAAAACUGCAUUUUUGUCUGAAGUCUAAAACUAAAUCUGAAAAAGUCGCCAAAUUUAGGACCAGGUUUUUAAGAUUUCAUAUUUAAAAUUCAAAAAUUUGACAUUAAGGUUUUUAAUAUUUACUGAUUUGGAUUAUUAGUCUUCUGAACUGAUUACUGGUUGUCUGACUGACUGUCCUGGUUUUGUUUUUGUCCUCCAGUGUCACCAGUAAGAAAUGUGACCCUCACUGACAACGAAAACCACAACAAAUCCUCCAAACCAGACCUCCAGCCAAUCAAAUGCACACGGACAAUAAACUGGCCAAUCAUGGCAAACAGGUCAGCGGUGACAGCCGAUCGCAGAUCCCCGGUGUGAACCAGCAGGCUCAGCAGCAGCAGCAGCAGCAGCAGCAGCAGGGAGCAGCCGGCCACCUGGGUCCAAAAGGCGCCGGCGCCGGGAGCCAUGGAGUCAAAACCAACCAGAUCUCCCCUGGCAACCCUGGGCUGAAGGCCGUCAACCAAUCAGUGAGCAGCGUCGGAGGGAUGCUGAAAACCAAAUCCAAGCGGGAACGGAGCGUCUCCAUCGACUCGGGCGAUUCACGAAAUGCCGUUCCUCCAGCUGUGGAGACGGACGCCAAAGGAGGUGAGGCGUGCGUGCGCAGAGAGGAAGCUGUGUGUGUGAGUGUGUGUCUGCAGCGUCCACAGGAGUGUGUGUUUCUGUUCUAAGUAUGCAGAAGUUCACUUCCUUUGCUUCGUAUCAGCCCCAUCUGAACUCGAAAUACCAGAUUCUGUGUAUUCACCUCCUCCUCCACAGCAGGAAGUCGAUGUAAGGACCGAGAGGACAGAGGAACUUGUUUUCUCUCUUUCUGAAAUGCCCUGACCUUUCGGCGGAGCGGCAGAAUUUCCCCCAGCUUUUUGAUGGUGUGCUUCGCCCGCACUGCAGUGACGUGUCUCUGAGAAAAAAGAAGCAUCUUUUCCUUUUUGUGGAGCUCAGAGAGAGAAAGAGAGAAAGAGCGAGACAGGUCAUGAGGUUGCAAAAACUAAGCGGUUGUUAUUAAAGCAGGAGACAGCGUGUGGGUGAGGAGGCUCUGUGCGUGUGUGUUGUGAUGAUGUGGUUAAGCACAAAGUGUUUGAUUUGCAUCUGUUUGCUGUCGCUUAUUUUAGAGUUCACGUGAUCGCACGAGUGUCGUUGACUGUACAUGACAUUAAUAUGAUUUAGUCAAACUUAUCCGGGGCCUCCUGUACGACUUUAAUUCACGCUCACACACACAGAGGGAGAGGUGUAGUUCAAACACAAAGAAGAAGAACAGAAGCUGAAAGAGGAAGAGGAUGAAAGGCGGGCGGGCGGGUUUGAAGGGAAAUCUUCUCUCUCGGUUUAACCUCUCUCUUCCAAACCUCCUUAUUUUGAAACAUUGGUGCCACCAAACCUGCAGAGAAACACUGACAAACAGGUCACAGACACAGCUACAUCACAGACGCUCUGGUCAAUGUGGAGGAAUUCAGAGUCUGUAGGAAACAAAUGCAUUCACCGUUGAUAAGAGAUCAGCUCUUUCAUACUGCCGCUCAGUGUCAAGGUAGCAGACCUCCCUCUGCUGUCUUCUUUCUUCUUCUCCAACUUAUCUCUGCAAACUUUUCUCUUUCUGAUGCUGCAUCCAUCCUCGUUUAUGUCUGCGGUUACCCAACACCGUUCUGAUGUGCCUCAGAGUCACCAACAUGUUACUUGUCAACAAAUACUCAAUAAUCAGGGAUGUCUACCGUCUGUUUUCUCUGCUAUCACCCGUUCAUUCUGCAGAUUUCUUGCAGCUGUUUGCACCCACUGGUGGACAAGGAGUGUGUGCACCAACAGUCACAAUAAUUAUGCAAUGUGAGACAGUUGAGCACAGGUUUCUGGAAAUCCUGCAGCCACAGAUGUGUUUAUGAGACAUUAUCAUACACACCAGCAUAAAUAGAAAACUGCUGCACAAAUGAGUAAUUGAUACAGAGUUCCUACGCAAGUAAGGAAAUAAAUUUGAUCAAUUUUCAGGUUUUAAAAUGAAUGGAAAAUAAAAAAUAAAGUAUGGAAAAAUAUUUAUGUUUUCAGACUAUUACCACAGUUCUCAAAUACUGUUUUCUGAAAUAGCAAAUUAGGUAUGUCCAAAAAUAAUUCUAAAAAUAAGGGUUUGGAAAACUGUGUAGGAACCCUGUAAUACACUGUAAAUGUUAAUAAAAGCAGAGUUUGAAUGUUUGCAGGUAAAUUAAAUAUUUACCAGAAAACGCAGGAAAGACAACACAUCAGAUGUUGAAACUGAAAAUUCAAUUAUAAAAUGAUAAAAUAGAUGCAAGAAAAAAUGGGAUGGAGACAACAAAACACAGAAAAAGUUAUGCAAUCUUUAAAAACCACCUGGAGGAACAUCUCUGUACUCAGGGGGUUGAUUAGUAACAUGACUGGGUAUAAAAAGAAACUGGAUAAUCAGUUAAAAACAGACUUGUCUCUGUUGUGGAAAUCACUGCAUGAGCCCAAAGUUACCUCUAGAGUUACAGUUUGUAGCUGAAUUCACAAAUGAAGGUUAAACAUGAUCUGGAGAAAGUUGAAGUAACAACCUGAUUUAUCACAUUUUGAAACCAAAGAAGCGAGAUCAAACAGUUUAUUUUAAAAAACAGUAAAAAAUGAUAUUAUUCAGAAAUAUAACCUGGUAUUAAAUGAAUAAAAACACUGUAAAAGGUGUGUACACAUACACAGUGUUCAGCGUAAAUGAGUUCACCCCUUCAGAGUUGUCAGAAAACCUUUAGUUUCAUUUCAAAAUCAACAUUUUCCGUGUCAGACUUUACAACAAAAUACUCCCCCAAAUGUAGAACGCUGAUCGAAAACAAGAUUUUUAAAGUUACAUACAAAAAAGUAUUUUUUUGUUUGUUUUAAAAUCCGGAUGUAAAAAUGAGUACAACCCAAUCAAAGUUCUGGGAGCAAAGCUGAAUUUUAGUUACCAUAUCUCUGUUAUUUUCAUCUGAUGGUAAAUAAAAUGUUAAACUCAGCUUCGUCAAAACUUUGGAAAUUGUACUUUUGCUCAUCUAGAUAUUAAGUAAUACAUCACUUUUAAUAGGGGGUGUACUGACUUAUGCUGGGGACUGUAUGUACAGACGUGUCUGUGCGUGUACAUGAGAUAUGUGUGAAAUUGUGUGUCUGUUUGUAUGGGUUUAUAUACAGAUACAGCUGUUUAUGUAUUUCUGCUUAUUUUAUGCCACUUUUGUUGUAGACGUUGUUUUUCUUCUACUUCUAUUUCUUCUUUGCUUGGAUUCAUAUUAUCUGAUUUGUGAAUUAAUUUCUUGUACUAAGGGGUAGAAAAUAUAUGUUUGCUUCUUUCUGCCCCCUUUCAUUCAAGAGUUACAGUAUUUAUUUUUUUUUAUGAGUUUUAUUUUUGUUUUUAUGAUCGAUAACGGAAUGAAAUAAAUAAACAAACUGAACUAAACUAAUCUUGGAAACCAUGGACGCAGCAUCCUCUGCUCUAAAGAGGAGAGGGAUCACACAGCUUGGUAUCAGUGCACAAGUCAAAGCCAGUAUUAAAUUAAAUAUCGAAUUUAUUAAAUUUCAGCUUUAAAAUAACCGUCAAAUUCAAUUCAUGACAGUUUACCAGUGUCUCAGUGUUUUUGGAGUCGUCUUAUUGAGAGUGAAAGUGAUGUGUUGCAAAUCCUAAAACUCCAAUCUGGGAAACUAUAACUUCCAGCAAGUCUAACAGGCUGCAGAGAAGACGCUGGACUUCUGUUUUGAUGGGUUUGAACAACAGGACUGUAGAAUUUUAAAAGCUAAUUUACUCCUCUGUUUUUUGACGGUUGUUUUGUGUGUGUGUUUGUUGUUUUGCAGAGGGCGUCAUGCGCAGUAAGCGGCGCUGCGUCCUGGAGAAAAAACAGCCGUACAGUGGAGACGAAUGGUGCUCUGGACCCGACACAGAGGAGGAUGAAGACAAGCCGCACGCCGCCGCCCCUCGUGAGUCUCAGUGAUGUUUCCAUGUUGAAGUCCUCGCUCACAACCGUCUCAUUCUGUCCAAAACUGUGAAGGCCGCUUGAAUUUCAUGUUCAAAUCCCCUGCCGUGCCUCAGUGGGCUUUCUCUGAAACAAAAACAGGUUAAAGCCAUGAAUUAUCCAUGGAUGUUUUGAGAUCUUUCUCACACACUGAAAAAAUUCAGGGCUUGAAUACUUUCCCAUCACAGUUUUGACUUUAUGUGUUUUAGCUCCAUCUAGUGGUGAGAUGUUGGAGCCAAACAGGAGCGCUGCUCUGCAAUCAGGAAAUCAUUAAACCUGCAUGUUUCUGAUGUUUUUCAGGAGAGUGUGGACUGCCAGGUCCGAUCCGGGGGCUUUCUGACCGCCUGCCUUCAGGGCCGAUGUCUGAACCUGGGGGCGCUGUACGGGGGUGUAGUGUGGGUCCGGUUUUAAAAGCAGAGCAGCCUCAGCCUUCACAGCAAGUGGUGUAUGUUUUCACAACCAGCCUAGCCAACAGGUACGGGAACUGUUCGCAGACCUGACACCUUCUUCUUCUCUUUCUUUAACGACCGAAUCUGACUUUACAAUGAUGUCCUCAUCUUCUCUGUGUGUUUGACAGCGCUGCAGAGGCCGUCAUAAAAGGACAGACCGACUCCAUCCUCCUGUUUCACCAGCAAAAUGUUCCACACACCAAGUUGGAGCAGGUCAGACAUCCGCAGCUUCACAGCAAAAUAAUAAUGAAUAUCAAAAAUGUGUUGAAGGGAUAUUCCGGCGUAAAAUUAAUUAAGGGUCAAACACACCGUAACAUCGAGUUAGACCCCCCCUCCAGAGAUGAAUUUUGGUGACCGCUUGUUUCUCUGGUUAUACCAACUUUAGUAACGACCCGCAAUAGCAAUACACAGAGCCAUGCGCUCAACCAAAACGCCACUCUAUAGCCACAAAUAAUGCUCAGAACAGCACCUAACUUCAUCAACAGGACAUAUAGGGUCACAGCCAUAGUACUAGACACCAAACAUCUUUUUAACUUUGACUCAUUUCUUUAGCAAAGAGACUAAACACAACUCACCUACUCUCUUCCAGCAGACGCUUGUUUGUAGAGAGACCUCAGGCCAGUCCAUUACAGACUACUGCGGAGUUUCACAGCUCAAGGAAGAACAUUUAUGAUCAUUUCUUCAUGGAAAUACAAUCAGACCGAGACGCUAAGACAGAAGAACUACAGCGUCUGCAGUGCAAAAGGAUCAAUAUGGUGAUUAUUACUUAAAAGACAUGAUAAAGAAAUGAUCAUAAAUGUUCUUCCUUGAGCUGCGUCACCCCACUGUCGUCCAUAAUGGACUGGCCUGAGGUCUCGCGACAAACAAGUGGCUGCUGGAGGAGAGUGGGUGAGUUGUGUUUAGUCUCUUUGCUAAAGAAAUGAGUCAAAGUUAAAAAGAUGUUUGGUGUCUAGUAGGCCUGGACGAUAUAGAAAAAAAGCAUAUCGAUAAAAAAUAAAUCAUAUUGAUCGAUAUCGAUAAUUAUCGAUAUAAUUAUUAUAAUUAUUUAACAUAUAUUUUAAUUGCAGCCCUGGAUGUUUUAUGCUAUUGCUUAAUGACCUACUUUUAAUAAAGAACACACAAGCACUGAAUUCAAAUUCAAACCUUUAUUCAACCACCUUUUUUAUUUUACCACAACUGAAAGUUUUUUAAAAAAGAACCAAAAAAAAAAGAAAUCAACUUAAGAGGCCUGAGUGACGUCAGUAAAUACUGACAAACAUAAAGACUAAAGUGACCAGAAAAUCUGAUAAAUAAAUAUUUAAAUAGUCUUUUGAUGAAAAUAAACAAAACAAACAAAUAUAUAAAUAAACAGAAUAGCUUUAGGUGGGAAUAGCAUACUACCAGUUUUAACUGUGUGAGAAACUGCCCACAGCCUGGUGUCUGAACACUGAAAUAUUUCUCCCGGGGUCGGGAGAUUUAUUUUUUUUUUAUUAUCAUGUGAUUGACUUAAUACACAAACUAAGCACGAGAAGCAGGACUUAUUCAUGCCGGUGUUGUGUCGUAGAAUGCACCCCUGCCGAAUGCACCCCCUGCUAGUAGCCAUGAUCCAAAUACUCGCGUCUUUGUAAAAUAUGAGCUCAUUUGAACGUAUUUCCUCCGCACCCUUCUCACCUUUUCAACCCCUGACCCAUUUUCAUGCCUGAAGCGCUGCGUUUGAGAAAUACUUGCGGCCGGGCACUUCAUAUCGCGGGUCGAGAGUGGCUAGAAGCUGGUCGAAGCCAGGCUUUUCAGCGGUAGUUAUUGGCAGUAUGUCCCUCGCUAUGGAGCAUGUUACUGCAUGGGUGAUGUCCUUAUGCCGCUUGGACGCUUUGUCUUAUUUUUGGCAAGAAACGAAGUCCAGUUUGGUCGGCUUCACAUGCUUUGUGCUGGUGCUGGCAGCGGUUCCAGAGGAUUCCUCCGACGAUAACGUGGAGCCGCGGCGCGGCCGACACAGCUCGUACUCCUGCGGGUGCGAUCGGUUUAUAUGGUAAAACAAGUUGGUUGUGUUACCAGACUUGGUUUUUACUAAUUCUCUGCAAAUUUUGCAAACGACCGCUGUUCGCUUUUUGUCAGACUUCUAAAAACCUAAACAUUGCCAUGCUGGUGAACUGCUGAAACCUUUUUUCGGGACAAUGUCCUCCGCUUCUCCUUGCUGUAUCAUUUUUUCUAAUACACGUGCUGUCUGUUGUGGUUUGAGAGGGGCUGGGCUUGGUGCCGUAGCGUACCUGGGUCUGCGUUUGUGAUUGGUUGGGAGGAAGUAAUGACUGUAGUAAAAGCUACAUGAUAGGCUAUGAUGAAAAAGAAAGGGAAACUGUGUUUUUCUAUCGAACUUUUUAUCGACCCGUUUUUUUUCUAUCGCACCACACGUCUAUCGAUCGAUAUAUAUUGUUAUCGAAUUAUCGUCCAGCACUAGUGUCUAGUACUAUGUCUGUGACCCUAUAUGUCCUGUUGAUGAAGUUAGGUGCUGUUCUGAGCAUUAUUUGUGGCUAUAGAGUGGCGUUUUGGUUGAGGUUUGUUUAUGGCUCCUCAGAUCGCUGUGUAUUGCUAUUGUGUGGUCGUUACUAAAGUUGGUAUAACUAGAGAAGUGAGCGGUCGACAACAUUCAUCUCUGGAGGGAGCGUCUAACUCGGUUUUACGGUGUGUUUGACCUUAAUUUUACACCAGAAUAUCCCUUUAAAGCAGGAGAGUGUUGACGCUGUUUCACAGUGAAGACCACAAGUAAAAAAUCUGAUGGUUAAUUUUGGUGACCGAUACCCACUUGUUCCCUUUUUUAAAACACAGCAGCUGAGAAAAGUGAACUUGCUCAUCUGUUGUCUUUGUAGCACAUCUGUUACAGUGUAAAUAUGCUCACAAUGGUCAUUAUGAUACAAAAUCCCAGAAUCAAAUAAUCUAACUUUAGUCGUGUUUAAAAAAAAAAAAAACUAACGCUGUCUCUUACUCUCACUUUCUCUGCCGCAGAGCCACUCAUCAGGGAAGCUUCCUAACCUACCUGAGAAGGUGAACUCAAGCAGCUCUCCCCCCUCUGGCACCCCGAAAUCUCAAAGUGGAACUCCACGGCCAGCCUCUGCAGGUGUCGGAGGCCCUUUGCAUCCCGCAGGGACGCCGUCAUCAGCAGGACACUCUGAUAACGAAUCCUCUCAGACCAGACCUUGUCGAGCUUCCAGCAAUAACAACAUUUCUGCCCAUAGAUCAGAGACAGGGAGUGCAACUACAACUGUGGACCCCAUGUCAGGAGGACCUGGGGAUGGGGAAGGUGUAGGAGGUACGAACCUUCCAGUUGCCACUGUUUCCCCAUCUGGAAGUCCCUCCAUGCUGUCUGCACACCUACAGAGUGAUACAGGCCAGAGGAGCAACCAAGGGAACUCCGAUGGUCUUUCCAAAGAGCAGCUGGAGCACAGAGAGCGCUCUUUACAGACCCUCAGAGACAUAGAGAGACUGCUUCUGCGCAGUGGGGCCGGUGGAGGCCCCGGGGACACAGUAGGCGCCAACAACGUUGGGGGUAAUAACCCCUCCAAUCUAAAUAAUAACAGUAAUUCUGAAAGGAGCGGGAUGAUGGAGGACAGUGAAAACGGUACCAAUAACUCUGGAAAGAUUAACAGUGGAAACCUGCUGUCAUCAGCUUUGGCUUCGAUGGGGGGCAUGAAGAAGUACGAAGAACCCCUCCAGUCCAUCAUUUCUCAAACACAGUCUCUUGGAGGACCUGCUCUGGACAGCCCUCAGAUGGAUUCACACCCAAAUUUACCGCAACACCCCCAUCACCAGCUGUCUUCCCCCGGCAUCGACAUGGGUCCCUUACUUGGACCUGAGGGUCUGACCCCGGAACAGAUGGCCUGGAGGAAACUCCAGGAGGAAUAUUACAUGGAGAAGAGGCGGCAGCAGGAGAUACAGCCCCCGGCACAUCCUCAGCACUUCAGGAUGAUGAGCGAGAUGGGCAUGCACGGAGGUCCCAUGAUGGUUAGAGGACCUCCUCCUCCUUACCACAGCAAACCUGGAGACCAGCAGUGGGGUCCUGGAAAUAUGAUGGGCGGAGGAAUGGGUGGAAACGUUCGAAUGAUGGACAUGCACCAGGAGGGACCUCGUGGCCCAAGGUUCCUGGGACAGAUGCAGAGAGGACCGCCUGGUGGUGGAGCAUUUCCUGGUAACACAGGUGGAGUUUUAUCAAUGGAGGGUUUAGGACCUCAAAGACCCACCAGACCAGGGAUGAUGUGGAUCGAUGAUAUGCCCACCAACAUGGGGGGUGGAGGUCCCUUUCACGGCUGCUAUCCAGGCGGACCUCCACAGCAUUUGCAGGGGGACCUGGAUCACCUGCUGACUCGUGAUGAGAUGUGUCGCAUCAUGGAGAAGCGGCAGCUGCAGGGGCUUCCUCGGUUCGAACUUGAAAGACUCGUUAAACAGCAACAACAGGGAAACCUCGGACCGAGAAGUCUAGAGAAUUCUGGUGGCCCGGACUUCAACAGUCUAGGAAUGGGCCGGGGUCCUCCCUCAAACCGCGGUGACCCCAUUGACUUCCCCGGCUCACGUGAGAUGAUGGGUUCUCCUGGAGCUGGUCCUCAGAUGAGAGACCUGGUGAACUCUCCCUUAGGGGGGAACCUGACGAUGAGCAUGAACCAACAGAUGAAUGUCCAACAACAGCAGAUGAUGUUGCCCCAGAAGCUCCGAGGGGGUCCUGCGGGAGGGGGGUCUCUGAGUGAGAUGUUCAGCCCUGGAGAGAUCUCACGAAUCCGAGCGUCACAGAACGGAAGAGGAGGAAAUAGGGGGAUGAUUCCAGGACCUGAUGGACCCUUCCAGUUCCCUAAUCAGGGUCCUUUCUCUGGAGGACACGUGGAAGGGACGUACCUUCAGCAGCCUGGCCCUGAGAUGUUUGGGCCUGACCAGCAGAGUCCAAAUCAGAUGGGAGGAACGUCUCGGCUUAGUCACAUGCCAAUGCCCGGAGGCCUCAGGGGGGCAGACCUUGGUCCUCGACACCCCUCUGAUCUGUCAAUCAAUGUCAACCCCCUCACUUCUCCUUCAGUGCCUCCUUCUCAUCAGCUGAAGUCUCCAUCCCUCAACCAAGAGCCAUCUCCACUUCUACCUUCACCUUCUGCUCCAGGACUAAAGUCACCUUCUCAGGUCUCCUCUGCGGGGCAUCAUCCUCCUCUUCCCCCGGCCUCUGGAGCCGGGACCCCUUGCUCUUCUUCCAUGAAAUCCCCCCAGGUAAUGGGGUCUGCCAACCUGGUGCUGCACUCCCCAUCCGCCUCUCCUGGACGACACAAGUCCCCAGCGAUGGCCAUGGGCUCUCCGGGUUGGGCAUCUCCUAAAGCUGCUCUUCCUAGUCCAGGUGGUCCGAUCAGUGGGAAGAUAGUGGGCAACGGAGGGAGCAGUUCUUCAGAGACAGGUACUACCAGAAUCCAAGACCAUCUGAAACUUUUCGAUGCUCUUCCUUGAAUUUCUGCGACAUUAAUCAGUUUUUUUUCCUCUUUUCAGGCCAAUCACUUCCCCCCAGGAGCCCCAACUCCACCCCCAUUAGCCAGCCUGGAUCCAUGAAUCCCAGUAUGCCAUUUACUUCCUCCUCUGACGCCCCUCCGUCUCAGAACCCUCUAUCCCUUAUCAUGUCUCAGAUGUCCAAGUACGCCAUGCCGAGUUCGACUCCUCUCUACCAUGAUGCAAUUAAAACCAUCGCCACGUCUGAUGAUGAGAUGCUGCCGGAGCGACCUCUACUAUCUGGUGUUAGCAUCGGAGGUAAGGCUUGGAGGCUGCGCUGGAUUACUCCGGUGUAGCAGCAAGUGUUUUCAGUUCAGACUGUUGGUGUCAUGGGAGGUUUGCAGAGACAGUGAAUAGAUUCAAUAAACAAGCAAAUGACGAUAACUGAUUUAGAGACUCUUAAAGGGAUAUUCUGGCAUAAGUUUAAACCCUGGUCAAACACGCCAUAACCCUGAGUUGGACACCCCUUCGAGGGAUGAAUGUUGCCAACCGCUAGCUUCCCUAGCGGUUCCACCAACUUCAGUAACGACCGCACGAUAGCAAUACACAGCGGUCUAUGUCUCCACGCGCAAACCUCAACCAAAACGCCACUCUAUAGCACUAUGCACUGCAGACACGGUAGUUCUUCUGCCGUAGUGAUUGUAUUUCCAUGAAGUAAUCAUAAAUUUUCCGAUGCACUUGGGGAUCGACUCGUCAGGGCUCCCCCCACAAACAAGCGGCUGCUGGAGGAGAGUAGGUGAGUUGUGUUUGUCCUGUUGAUGAAGUUAGGUGCUGUUCUGAGCAUUAUUUGUGGCUAUAGAGUGGCGUUUUGGUUGAGGUUUGCGCGUGGAGACUUAGACCGCUGUGCAUUGCUAUCCUGCGGUUGUUGCUGAAGUUAGUAUAACUAAAGAAGCAAGAAGCAGGUGUUUGACCAUGGCUUAAACUUAAGCCAGAAUAUCCCUCUAAGUCUUUUUUCCUGUAACAAAAAUCAACUUAUUCCUUAUUUUUAACCACACCUUGUUUUGGAGUUUAUCAGCAACUCUGGCACUAAAGCCAAAAGCACAAAAUGAAUAAGGAUAACAUUGUUUUAAUAGAAUGUUAUCAAUAAGAAACGGGAGGUUUGAACAAAUAUUAAAGGCACAUGUAAACUGAAAUAACCCAAUGAUUUCUUUUGUCUGUUUUCUUUAUUUUUAUGUUUAUUGAACAUGUUAAAAAACAUCAGUAAAUAUCUGAUUUAUUGUGCGGCUCUAGUUGUUGUUAAAGUUUUGCAUUACUCUGCCCAUGAACCCCUCCCUCAGUCUAAACCCUCACAGUUUGAUGAAGAGACCUGUUAGUAUUUCACCUCUGAAACAUAAUAAAGAAAAAAAAAAACUCCCACUUUCAAACGUCAGUGUUUUUCUAACAUGCUGUUUAUUUAUCACCAGGAAACAUGGGGAACCCCCAGACUUCCCAGAUCCUUGUCUCCCAGGGCUCCAUCGGCCCACACAGUGAUCCACAAAGCCCCAUGGGUAUUGUCAGCCACGGUCAGCAACACCUGUCCCAUGAUGCCUCAGGACCUGUGCUUUCCUCCCCAAACCACAUGGGGAUACCCGCCAUGAACUCCGCCAUGAUGGGAGGUGGUCCACCUGAUGGCAUGGGGCCGUGCAACGUCUCGCCCAUAUCACAGAACCAGAUGGCGGGAUUUCCUCGCAUGCAGCACCCCCCUCAUGGGCCCAUGCACUCUCCCAUCGGGGGGAUGCCGCCGAAUUUCUCUCAGUCUAACGAGGAUAUUCUGUCGUCUCAGCAGUUACACCUGAUCAGCAAAGGUCACCCCCACCAGCGCCCCUCUCACCCCUCAGACUCCUUCUCCUCGCUGCCCAUGGGGGACGGUCCGGAUCUGAGUGAAGUCAUCCGACCCACCCACACGGGGAUCCCGGAGUUCGAUCUGUCCCGCAUCAUUCCUUCUGAUAAGCCCAGCAGCACUCUGCAGUAUUUCCCAAAGAGUGAGCCGCAUCAGAAUCCCCAUCAGGGACCCACAUCCCAGCAGUCCACCCCCCAGCAGCUUCUCAAACAGCUGUCUUCCUCUGGCCCCCCUCACAGCAGCGGCCCCUCAUCCAACCCCCACUUAGCAAACCUGCAGAAUAUGAUGGCUGAGCAGCAGCUGGGCCCUCACCCCUCUCAUGGGGGGAUUCGCCAAGGCAUGGGCCUCCCUCAGGGGGCCUCUAGAGGUAUGGGUCCAGGUGGGGGCAUGGGCCCCAUGUGCCCCCCUGGACAUAUGAUGGGAAGGACAGGCAUGAUGCCCCAACAGCUCCAGCAGCAGCAAGCCAUGAUAGCAAACAGCCUCCUCCACCACCCAUCCAACCCGUACCCCCCGGGCAUGAUGUCUUCCCAGCAGCACCAACACAACCUGAUGGCCCAGCAGAACAUUAUGAUGAUGCAGGCCAAACAGAGGAGCAUCUCAAUGCCAGGGGAUACUUUUGGCCCCCAAGGACCAUUAAUGUCCCCACAGGGUCCUAUGAUGGGCCCCUCCCACCCCCAGUCUGGUAUGACGGGCCCCCAGUCCCUCAGACAGCGUGGAAUGUCUCUGGACAGUCCUAUUGGCUACGGCCCUGGAGGGAUGGCGAACAUGCCGUUCUGAUCCCUGAAGUGUAAAAAAGUCGCUCAGUAACCUUCUUCCCAUUGUGUCCGAGUUUUUUCAUCCAUGUUAUUCCUGCAGUUGUUUGAAAACAGCGAUUCAGUGAUAAUCCUCAAACUCUGGAUUACGACUGAUUGGAAAAAAAAGUUGAAUAUUUAAAAAGCACUGUAAAACAUUCAAAAAGAAAUCUGAAGCCAUUUUCUAAAAUACUGUACAUUCUGUAAAUUUCAAAGAUGUGUGUAUUUGUUGUUGAACAGAGCGGCAGUCAGGAGAGGAGUGCCUCAAAUUUCUAUUUGUUUUAAUAUCAUUGAUUUAUUUUCUCCAACUACCAAACUGUUGUGCAAAAGAAUUAAAUAUAUAAAUAUAAUAUAUAUACUUGCUGUAAAUAAGAUGCAAUUUGUGAUUGUUUGCAGUUGUUCUGUAUAACUGUGUUUUAACAGAAGUCGGAAAUAGAAUAAUUCUGAUCCCUAA